Molecule: messenger RNA, 5970 nt
Organism: Papilio polytes (common Mormon)
Lineage: Eukaryota; Metazoa; Arthropoda; Insecta; Lepidoptera; Papilionidae
Product: thyroid receptor-interacting protein 11-like
Exons: 9
Coding region: 233-4657 (1474 amino acids)
Biological process (GO): endoplasmic reticulum to Golgi vesicle-mediated transport; Golgi organization
Cellular component (GO): Golgi apparatus
Molecular function (GO): small GTPase binding
Source: RefSeq, a predicted model, not a curated record
GUUUUUAUAUGUACACAACAACUGAAAUGAAAAGUGGAACCUUGAAAUGAAGCGGAACAAUUGAUUUUAAGAAAUAACAAACGUCAACUUGUUUUGCCAACUGGACAAGUCCUGUCAAAUGCAAAAAAAUGUUAUUUAUUUAUUGUUUACAUCCUUUCAAACAUAACAUUUUCCUAGUGAAUCUACUCAUCUGAAUUCCUGUUUUAUGCUACAAUAGUGUCCUUCAUACAAAAUGUCGUGGCUGAAUUUAAAUCAAAGUUUUAAUAGUUUGAAGGGACAGAUUACAAAUUUUGCUUCGGAAGUGUUAUCCGAGAAUACGACAGACGAUAUUGAUUCAGAAGAAACUGGAAUAAGCUCUUCGUUCAAGGAACUUGAAGAGAAAUGUAAUACCCAGCAGUUAGAGAUAGCAGCUCUAAAGAAGUUAAACGAUGAGUUACAAGCUACGCUACAGUCUGAGAGGAUAUCCAAGAAGAAUGGCUUUAGGGAAGAAGAAACCACAUGGUAUUGGGAUCCACCGUCGCAGUCAACGGAACCCAUUGACCAUGAGGUUGAAAAUCAAUAUAAAAUACACAUACGCACGCUACAAGAAGAAUUAUCCGCCAUGAAACAGCGCAGAGAUAGUAAAGAUUCAGAACAUCCUAAUGAAGUGUUACGCCUUAAAGAAGAGAAUAAUAAUCUUAUCAAAAACUUGGAGGAUUUAGAUAAUCAGCACCGACAGGCUAUGGACAAACUUCUAACUUUGAAGAGGGACUUACAACACAACUUUGAAGUCCUUAAAAAAGAACACGCAGAUUUGAAAAAUACAAAUGAGGAAUACGCUAAUGAAGUCAAAGGUUUGAUUUUAAAAAUAAAUGAACGCGAUAAAGAAAUAGCGCGAUUAAAACAGUUUUGCACCGAUUAUGAUACUUUAGCGCAUAAGUAUCAAAAUCUAGAAAGGGUUCACAUGCUGUUGAAAGAAAACGCGGAGAAAUUCCAAGAAGAAAACCAAGAUUUACAUGAAGAAAUAUUCAAAUUGCAAGAGCAAGUUACCAGAUUGGAGCAUGAUGCGGAACUACAUUUUCAAGGACCGGAGAAUAUUGACACCGUUCCCAAGGAUCAAUAUGAGGAAUUAUUGAAACAAUACAACGGUUUAAAAGAGAGAAAAAGUCCCAAUAAUUUACAUCCAGAUGAAAUAAAUAUAGAUGAUAAUGCAAAAGUUGUAAUAGAGACUUUGAAACGAGAUAUUCAUGAGUUAAAACAUAAAUUGGCUGUACAGGAAAUUCAUUGUCCCGAGAAAUCGGACAAUAAAGUAGUCAAAGCUGAUAAGAUAAUACAACUUUAUAAUAAGUACGUAAACUUUGAAUUACCUAUUGACUAUGUCGGAGAAAUGCCCUCUGACGAUAAUCUUGUAUUAUUCAAAAUCGAAAGUGUCUUUAAAACUGUUAACUCAUUUAAAAAAGAAAUCGAUAUGCUGGGACAAUUGUUAUCUGAAAAGAAUCAUAAUAUAAGCCAAUUACAAACUCAAAUUGAUGAUAUGACAACUGAAAACGAUUUUCUCACAACUGAUUUACAGCAUUAUGAAAGAGAAUUAGAUGAAAUGAAGAAAAAUAAUGAUUUCCUUAUUUCCGAAAUAACAGCUCUAAAGAAUUCGUCUAAAUUGGAACCUAUUAUUGAAACACACGAAGACAAUUACACGAAACUAGAAACUGAAUUAGCAGAUUCUACUAGGAUGAAUAAAACUUUCGAAUCAGAAAUAAAAAGGAUAGAAAAAGAAUUAGUAGAAGUUAAGACAGAGAAAACUAAAUUACAACAAAGCUUAAAUGAUUUGAAACAAAAAUAUACAUCUAUGCUAAAUGAACUAGAUUUGUGCAAAACUCAGACUAGUAAUAUGGCUGAAUUAGAAAAUAGUUCAAACGUUCUAAACAAUGAAAAACUUGUUGAUGAAAUUGACGCGUUGAAGAAGAAAUUGAACGCACUUAAUGCUAAAAAUGAGCAAAGCGCGAUAGAUAAACACAUUUUAGAAAACGAUAAAGUCUUGCUCACAAAAGAAAUAGAUGAUCUUAAAAAUAGCUUACAAUUAAGAUUAGGUGAAAUUAAAAAAAUUGAAGUCGAGAACAACAAUCUGAAAUCCAACGCAACAGAACUAUUGAAGAAGAUUAAGGAAUUUGAAAAUAAAUAUGAGAAACCAAUUACCACCACUGAGGAGACAUGUUCAACAGCUACUGAUAAACAGAGUACUGUGGAUAGUUUAGUGUCAGAAAAUUUGACUUUAACAACAAGAAUAGAUGAAUUAAAUGGGAAUUUAAAAACAUUGAAUACAAGUAUGACAGAACUGUUAGCUGAAAACGAUACCCUCAAGAAUGACGCUAAAACCCAACUGCAAAAAAUUGUAUCACUUGAGAAAUCAAUAUCAGAAACUGAAAAUGUCGUCAAACAAUUUAAGACGAUUACCAAAGAUGUAGUUGCUCUAAAAGAAGAGAACGACAGACUCUUGCACUUGAAGGAAGGACUGGAAACGGAACUUUUUGCCGCCAACAACAAAAUAACUAACCUUGAAGAAGAAUUAGGCAAAUUGGUGUCAGAUCUCAACGAAAAAGAUGUCACAAUUGAUAGACUUCGUGGCAACGAAGGAACUAUUGAGAAAUUGCAAAAAAAUAUAUCCUCAAAAGCGCAAGAAAUAGAAGCCUUAAACACGGAAUAUAAAAAAUUGAAUGACAAACUCAGUAAAACGUCUGACAAUUUAAAUCGAAACCAAGAUGAGUUGAGUUCAUUACAUGUGAAAAAAGAGGAGAUUGAUAAACAAUUAUAUGCGUUAAAUGACGAGGUUAACCAUAAAAACACAGCUAUAGCCAUGUUGUCAGAUCGCAUUGAGAAAUUAGAAAAGACAAAUCAAGACUUCAAAUCCUUAGUUGAGAAGAAAGAAAAACAAAUAAAGGAACUUAACGAAUCACUCACAGAGCUUACGGAUAAAUUAAAAACAAUUGAUACAACUCACCAAAAUGACGAAUAUAAUAAAUUAAUUGAUCAAUUAACAGCAAUUGGCAAACUAAGUUACGAAUUGAAUCAACAACUUGAAAAUAAGCACAAAGAAAUUACUGACUUGGAACACAAAAUGGAACAGUUUGAGAAAGCACACGUUGAAUAUCAAAAUAUUGUGGAACAAUCACAAAUUGAGAAAGCUAGUCUCAUUAACCUAAUCAAUUUAAAGCAUAAUGAAAGUCUACAAUACCAUAAUGAAAUCCAAAGAUUGAACCUCGUUAUAUUGGAACAAACGGAGAAACAGAAAAAAUUGGUACAAGAAAUGGACGCAAUCGCACAGAAUAAAACCACAAAUUGUCCUAAUUGUGACAAUCUUAGAACAUCUCUCAAAGAAAAAGACGAAAUGAUUGCUGUUUUAAACGAACACAAGCAAGAGAAAGAAAAACUUAAAAUAGAUCUUAACAAUGCUGGAGAAACUAUUAAAAACUUGACCAAGAGAUGCGAAGAUUUAGAUAGCAAGCUAACAAAUCAACAGGAAACUAUGAAGAAAUUGACUGCAGAGAACGCGCAGUUGUUAGAAGAGGAACAGAAUUCAUCGAAGGAAUUGGAGCGUUUGAGGGAACAUUUAAUGGAGAUGGAAGAAAAUUAUACGCAAGAGUUGAUGACAUCAGAACAAAAGCUCGCCGAAUGUCAGAUGAGAUUACAACAAGUGGAAGAAAAAGCUAAACAUUCUUGUACCGUUUAUACCAGCAAUAGCAUCCGAGCUAAUCAAGAAGUGGAAACAUAUAAGAAUCAAAUAAAACUUCUAGAAAGGCAAAGAGAAGAAGUCCAAGCUAAGUUGAGUGAUGCUGAAGACGCUAGAAUUCGAAGUGAAGCGUCUCUUACCAAUCUCCAAGUCGUACUAGAGCAGUUCCAGUUAGAAAAAGAAAGAGAUGUAGCAGCUGCUACGGAAAAAAUACAAAAGCAAUUGGACGAUAUGAAAUAUAGGAAUAAUAAACAAAAAGAAGAAAUAGCGAUAUUGAAUUCAAAGUUGGAUGAGUCUUUGGCAGGAUUACAAGCAGCCUCCAGAUUGGGAGACCAAGUCGAAUCUAAAGCAGCACAGAUAAAUGAUUUAAAGGAACAAGUGAGACUUCUGCAGACGUCAGUAUCGAUGGCGGAGCAACGUUACUACAACGCGGUGUCCAACCAGCAGGACAAAGUCGACAAGAACUUGGUCAAGAACUUGAUAAUUAACUACGUGGUGACUGGCGCUCAUAGCGUUAUUAACAAAACCCAGGUCUUGCGUAUUCUAUCAACAGUGCUAGACUUCAACCAGCAAGAAUGUGAGAAGCUAGGUCUUGUUAGAUCCACAACGACAACUGACAGUUUAGCCGCAGAGUUUGUCAAGUUCCUACAGAACGAAUCUAAACCUCGACCCCAAUUACCGAUUAUGAAUCUAGCACAAUCUAGAAGUACAACGCCUACGUCUAGGAGAAGUUCCACAAUGGGUCCCCAUCCAAUCAUAGAUCCAGGUCACAGAAGGAACCCUUCAACUGGUUCCAACAACGUGUUGUUCCAAAACCUGGACAGUGAUGGUAUAUCACCGGGGUCUACUGAGUCCGAGCCCAGGGUCCUGAACCUGGGUCAGAUGGACACAGGAGUUACGCAGACGAGGACCAGCGAAAGCGCAAUUUUAAAGCACGUGCUUAAAGAUAUGUGAUAUCCGAACUUUAUCAAAUAAAUUAACAAGAAUAUCGAAAGCAUUACGAAGGGUUUAUAUGUGAAGUCUUUGGCUUGAGCUACUGACUAUAUUCUACAGGAAUGGGCAUAUCGGCAUUAGGGUAGGGCGAGAUAGGGCAAGUUCAGGGCGUAUUUAAGGGGCGCCAUUCAUAUGGGACGCUAUACAAAUCUCGCCCAAGGUAAUGCUAAUUGGCUCUGCGUCUUGGUAUUUUGUCCGAAUUUAAGCUACAACGCUGUUGCCAGCGGUUCCAAAACUAAUAGAAUUUACGCCAUUUGCAUAUUAAGAGCGGACGCCUUUGACUAAUCUAUCGCACAACUGUAUUUAGUAGCAUAACUAAAAAUCGAGUAGUGUGCACCAUAUAAGCUCAUAAUCAAAGCGAGACUAAACAGUUGUGCGAUACUUUAGUCAAAAAUGUGCGCGUUCUAAGUCUUCGAUAACUAAUGGAACAGUCGUCGUUCCCAAGCAACGACAAAUCAGAGACUACCUCAAAAUAACAAUGGAGUUAUGCGCCUUAAUCUAAUUUCCACUGUUGCGACGACAGCCACUCAGUGGAAAUAGCCACUAAUAAUGAUACGAAAGAAUGACUAAAGAAAAUAAUAACUAUGGAUUUUCUGUUUUAUUCACAUUGAAUUUGUAAUUUCUUAUACUAGCUUGUCAACUAUACAUCUAUUUUUCUUUAAAAAAAAAAACAACAUAAUGAAUGAAAUAUUUACCCAUUUUCAUAGACUAAUUAUUCAUAUAGAGUCGACAAUCGAUUGAAUACAUAAAAAAGUCGUUUUGUAUUUGUGAACAAAACUUUAGUAUCAAACAAUAAAUGCAAAGACAUUUCCAUUGUAAUACUAUGAAAAAUGUUUUAUUUCCAAAUUCACAAAUAAAUAAGCGAUUUUUUUAUGAAUAUCAAAUACUUAUAAUUUUUUAUUUUCAUAUUAAUAGAAUUUACAGGUAUUUUAAAGAAAAUGUGAUAUCCUAUUUCUUUCCUGAAAUCGUAUAAAAUAAAAUUUUAAAUUGUAGUAUUUUUUCAUCUGCUUACACCAAACACGUUAAGAGUGCCUAAAAUUUAAGAGCAAUAAUUACUCUAUUUUCUUUUUAAUAACGUAUUGAACGAUUAUAUAAUGUUUUCGAUAUCAUUGGUUCCUUGAGAUAUAUUGCCAUAGUCAUCCAAAAAUGUAUAAACCUUAUCAAAUAUCUUGGCGGUUCGGAACAUUGUACGUGUCUUAUAAAAAUACUAGCUGUUCCCGUGCGACUUCAUCCGCAUGAAACUGUAAAAAUUUUAUUUCAUUGUUCACAUUUCU